Messenger RNA from Aspergillus uvarum CBS 121591, 809 nucleotides. RefSeq lists its product as uncharacterized. The transcript has 3 exons. Lineage: Eukaryota; Fungi; Ascomycota; Eurotiomycetes; Eurotiales; Aspergillaceae. The coding region runs from base 103 to 624 and encodes 173 amino acids. The record is from RefSeq and is a predicted model, not a curated record.
GAUCGAGACUUAUUGCCGUAGCUGAACGGGCGAUCGUCAUACUAUCUGUCUCUUUGGUGGUUUUUUUUUUUUUCUUUCUUUCUUUCUUUGCUUUUGGAAGCUAUGAAUAGCAGAGACAGCUCGUGUCACCUCGCUUCCUGGUUGUACUUCUGUAUCACCUUGUAUUCCAUGAUUCGUACCUGGAUCGAAGAGGAGCGAGCUUUCACCGAUCUGAUUCAUGUUGUUAUUGGGUUGAUUUGCUAUAGUCGUUGCGAGUGUCGCAGGGCCCAAAGAUCGAUAUGGCUCCUCGGGUUCAUGGAGCUGAGCGUGCGCAUGAACGUGAGCGGUAUCGUUUGCUUCGAAGUCAAAGCGACACAGAUCAGCCAUGAUCAUGGAAUCCAACAUCUUGUGCUUUUUCCCACGAUGCAUAUUCACGCGACCGAUGAGGAGAUAAGACAUCGUGUUGACAUAUUGAUCUUCCCAUCUCGGUUGCUUACGAGGUAUAUCAAUGUUCACCCUCGAUACAAGGGUGCAUGUUACAUGUCCGACAGGUGCGUGCCCUCGAAAACGUCUAGAACGCUGCUUGCUACUGGUGGCCUGAGCCAAGUAAGUUCCAGGGUACAUGUAUGCAUCCUGAACGCAUAAACCGUCGUGUUAUACCGACCUAUUAUAUUUAAAAGAGCCUGAGAUUGGAACGACGACAUGGGUACAGAGCCAUCCACACUGAUAGGCGAUGGUCCGAAUGGAGAAGAGAUGGCGGAUUGAGCACUUCCGUCUCGAAUGGUCGAGCAAUCAGCAAGCAAAGCAGCAAGCAAGCCCAGCGAGUGAGG